AGAUGGGUGUGGAAAAACAGCACAAAGUCAGCUGCGUACGCAAACAGAAAACACCGGAGAGGGUCACGCCCACAGCUUUUGGGUAACUUUGGCCAUUUAAAGCCUUCUGAGGAGAGUGAGCGCUGGAAGUGACCGCAGCUGAGGACGAGAUGGACAUGCUUCCCUGUGUGCCCCUUGUGCUGCAAAUGGCGAAAAUGGAUUUUGAAAAAAGGGUGUUUGUCAACAGGAGCCUGACACUGGAAAAUAUCAAGUGCUAUGGCUUUGACAUGGACUAUACUCUUGCAAUGUAUAAAUCUCCUGACUAUGAGAGCAUGGGCUUUGAGUUGAUAAGAGACAGAAUGGUGUCAGUUGGAUACCCUCAUGAGAUUCUUCGCUACACAUAUGACCCAAGCUUCCCCACUCGUGGAAUAGUUCUUGACACCACAUUGGGGAACCUGCUGAAGGUGGAUUCUAAUGGGAACAUCUUAGUUUGCUGUCAUGGUUUCUGCUUCCUUAGAGAGGAAAACAUUGAGUUCAGCUACCCGAAUAAAUUCAUCCAAAGAGAUGACACUGACCGGUUUCACAUUCUUAACACCCUCUUCAAUCUGUCAGAGACAUAUCUUUAUGCCUGUCUGGUGGAUUUCUUUACCCGAUGCUCCAGAUACACAAGCCUCCGGAAAGGUUUCCAGCAUGGCGACUUGUUCAUGUCCUACAGAAGCAUGUUCCAGGAUGUUCGAGAUGCAAUGGACUUUGUUCACGAUACAGGAACCCUGAAAGAAAAUACGAUCAAGAAUUUGGAAAAGUACGUUGUUAGAGAUCCAAACAUCCCUGUGCUCCUGACUCGAAUUAAAGAGGUGGCAAAGAUUUUCCUGGCUACUAAUAGUGACUACAACUACACAGAGGCCAUCAUGAAGUACCUGCUGGAAGGUAACACAAUGCCUGGAACCCCCAAAAAACCCUGGCGCUCCUUCUUCGACCUUGUUGUCGUUGACACCAGAAAGCCACUGUUCUUCGCUGAUGGCACUAUGCUGAGACAAGUGGACACGAACACAGGGAAGCUGCGCAUUGGGACCUACACCGGCGACCUGCAGCACGGAACCGUUUAUUCCGGAGGAUCUUCUGACCUCAUCUCUGAUCUGCUGGAUGUCAGAGGCAAGGACAUCCUCUAUGUUGGAGAUCACAUCUUCGGAGACAUCCUCAAAUCAAAGAAACGUCAAGGCUGGAAGACCUUUCUGGUCGUACCUGACCUCAUCAAGGAGCUGCAAGUGUGGGAGGAAAGGAAAAUUUUACUGAUUUUUCUUGGGUUUUCAGAUCUCUUUGAAGAGCUAAAACGUCUUGACCUCUUCCUAGCUGAACUGUACAGGCAUUUAGACAGCGGCAGCAAAAAUUGUCCUGACAUUGGCACAAUCCAGACAAGAAUAAAGGUACUGACCUACAGAAUGGACAUGUCCUACGGCCAGAUGGGGAGCCUCCUGCGCAGCGGCAGCACGCAGACACUGUUUGCCAGCCAGCUGAUUCGUUAUGCAGAUCUGUACUCCUCCACCUGCAUCAACCUGCUGCACUACCCCUUCAAUUACCUCUUCAUGGCCCCCCCAGUCCUGAUGCCCCAUGAGGCAGCUUCUGCAGAUGUUGCUUCAGCAGAGCAGAAUGUGAACAACCACAUGGUCACGACGAACAGAAACUAAGUCUUUUCCCUCUACAGAUGGAUCUUAUGGUGUGUUUCUUCAUGAGGCAGAACAUAGUAAAGGUUGCGGUCGUCGCCAGCACACAGAUGAAAAGAAUCAUCAUGUCCUACACCUAGAGCGCCAUCUACUGGAAAAAUAAUGCUGUGCCAUAAAAUGUUUACUCCUAACAGUUUAGGAUUGUUGUUGUAUAGGGUGUUUUACAUCUAAUGGUGCAGAAUGCACUUUUAAUCUAAGGUUUGUGUAAUGGUUUUAAAAACACAUUUUUAUUUAUUUAUUGUUUGUCCAACUUCUGCUAAAGUCAAUAUAUCACUGCUAUUACUUGUGUUGUCUAUUUAUUAAACAACUUAAAGUCAA
Molecule: messenger RNA, 2018 nt
Organism: Girardinichthys multiradiatus
Lineage: Eukaryota; Metazoa; Chordata; Actinopteri; Cyprinodontiformes; Goodeidae
Gene: nt5c2l1
Product: 5'-nucleotidase, cytosolic II, like 1
Exons: 18
Coding region: 150-1664 (504 amino acids)
Molecular function (GO): 5'-nucleotidase activity
Source: RefSeq, a predicted model, not a curated record